Messenger RNA from Macadamia integrifolia, 1898 nucleotides. RefSeq lists its product as uncharacterized. The record is from RefSeq and is a predicted model, not a curated record. The transcript has 5 exons. Bases 283 to 1800 code for a protein of 505 amino acids. Lineage: Eukaryota; Viridiplantae; Streptophyta; Magnoliopsida; Proteales; Proteaceae. Gene Ontology annotation, biological process: asymmetric cell division.
GAGAGAGAGAGAGAGAGAGAGAGUUUCAAAAGUGGAAGGAGCAGAGUAACAAAACGAAAUUUCGAGCGGGAAACACAUGAGCUUGCAGUAACAAACAACGUUGACGAGAUUCAAUUAGGAAGUGGUUAGGUUAGAGAACUUGGAAGGGAUUCGUUAGUCUUUGUAUUGGAUCAAUCUCUCUCUCUCUCGUCUGGAACUUCUGCAUUUAGUGCGAUCUCCAGAACCGGAGGGGACCGUACGACUGUUUUCCGGAAACCCUAGUUUUACGGGUCUGAGUCCAAAAUGUGGCAGUUUCUAUUAGCCGCUGCGGUGGCUGGAUCUAGCUUCUUCGCCCAACGCUUCUGUUGGAAUGGAGAUCCUGAGCCGACUGUGAAAUCUGAGCAGCAGGACAAUGACGUGGUGGAGGCUGAGGAAGAGCUAGUACCCGUCGAUCAUGAGAAAUCUCAAGUUCCGCCUCCUCUGUUUGGUUCGCCUUCUCUGAUCUCAAGUGGGUUGUGUCAAUUUUCUGAGUCUUUGAACUGUGAGGUGAGGAGUUCAAGGACGGGAGAAGAGAGUAUCUUUAGAUUCUCUAGUUUGGGUGGUGAGGGUGGAAUUGGGUCUUCAUGCGGUUCGAAAGGUUCAGUAAAAGCGGCCGCUGAGUUUCCUGCAUGUAAGAGAAAUGAUGGUGUUAAGAGAAGACUUGGGUCUAAGAAAUAUGAGAAGUCAUCUACAGGCCGUCGUGUAGGAGUGGUGGAGGAACCGAGGAAGAAGGGAAGAAGGUACUUCCUUUGCUUGAAGAGGAGGAGGACCAGCAAGAAUGCUAUUGCGAGAUGCGAACCACGUUCCUCCACAGGUAGCACAUUAUUUGGCUGGGGACUCAGUGUUGGCAUUAUGUACAUGGUAUCUGCUGGAAAAGCUGAAAUCAAUAAAUUGAAUACCACUGUACACGAAACUGCAAAAGCUGUGCAGGAGUUACAGAAUGAACUUCAUCAGAGGAAAUCUUAUCGUGCAGCACAAAACUCAAAUUGUAAGAGUAAAGUUGAUGCCAAUCCCAGGAAUAUCAGCAGCCAUAUGCUCCAACAGCAAGUGAUCUCUAAUUCAGAUGCAAAACAAGAAGACUCCAAUUAUCCCGAAGAUUUAGGCGUUCAAGUUACUGAUGAUGUUGACUGUGUUAGUUGUGUUCUUACUGAAGAGCCAGAGCCAGAGGCACUAAAAAUGGAUCAGCUCGAAGCAGAGCUUGAAUUUGAACUGCAGAAAAUUCCUUGGUGUGUCGCAGAAGAAGCAUCGAGCUAUGAAGGCAACUUCAUAAAUUUGGGAGAGAUUGAACUGGAACAUUCUCUGAACAUCAUGAACACUGAACUCUUGGAUGAUAGCCCACACAAACUAGAAGGCAUUUAUUUUGACUCUCACCAAUCCCAUGGAGUAAUACCAUCUGAAUUGGAUAAAAGACUCUGUCAUUUGCUCAUUGAGCAGCAGGAGAGCCAGAUCUUAGAGCUUGAAGCCAAACUGGAGUCAAGCCAGAGCAAGCUUUAUGAGAAGGAAACAGAUCUCCAGGCAUUGAAGGAUUGUGUUCGUCACCUCACUGAACUUUCUCUUGAAACAACUUCAGAUGAAACUGAGGAGGCUGGAACACAGGCCAUUGGAGGAGACUGUAACAAUUGUACCAACUCGUCAUUAUCUGCGGAGUUGCUUGGUGAUGGUGCUAACAAUAUGGUGGGGAAGAAAUCAAUGGUCGGGAAGAAAAGAGUAAUGGAGUCCCAAUCAUGUGAUUGCCAUUUGAGAGAGAAUGAAGUCUCUAUAAAUGGGUGGGGAUGCAUGUAAUAUGCCAGCCUUUUCAUUUGUCUUUUAAAUUUUAUGUAGAGUCAGCAUUAUCUAUAUAUCCAAUAAUAAGCAUAUCAAUACAUUUUUCUGUGCGCCCA